Aspergillus caelatus is the source of this 2493-nucleotide messenger RNA. Its product is annotated as homeobox domain-containing protein. The transcript is spliced from 5 exons. Gene Ontology annotation, biological process: cell differentiation; regulation of transcription by RNA polymerase II; anterior/posterior axis specification. Gene Ontology annotation, cellular component: nucleus. Gene Ontology annotation, molecular function: DNA-binding transcription factor activity; RNA polymerase II transcription regulatory region sequence-specific DNA binding. NCBI's taxonomy places the organism in Eukaryota, Fungi, Ascomycota, Eurotiomycetes, Eurotiales, Aspergillaceae. The record is from RefSeq and is a predicted model, not a curated record. Bases 534 to 2225 code for a protein of 563 amino acids.
UGGCCAACGUGGAAGAUCCGGUGGACCGCUACUGAACGUGAUCAGGGCCGCCGUCCAGGACUUCUUCCCUCGUCUUAUUUCCACUACCUUGUUUGUCCUUGUCCUUCACCCACUUGGCCGAACAUCGUGGGAUCUUUUCUAUAUUGCCCUUCUUAUAUCUAAGCAAGCCCUAGUACCCAACAGACGGAUCGAUCCCAUUUCUUGCAGCAGUCCCAGUUCAAGCUCAGACUGUGCAUCUCCAUCAUUGUCUUGAAGUGGCAUCCAGGGGUUAACGUUGUUCUUUAACAACCGGAAGAUAUUUUCGGAGAACCUUACGCCACGUCCUGUCUUCCGUUUAUUGGCGCUCUUUGUUCGAAAUUUAGGGCUCAGGAGAUUCUAGUGUUGACGGGAAGUAUCAUUAAGCCGUCCCAUCUACCUAACCCCGGCUAUCUCAAUAUCAGUGAUUAGAUACAUCGGAUUUGGGUUGCUGUUCUUUGUUCGACUGAGUCGCUUCGCUAUUAUAUGGAGUAAGGAAGUUUUAUCUCUCCAAUACCAUGUCAGUCAGUGGACCUUGUAUCUGGUUGUCCUCUUUGCCACCCCCGUCUAGUUCUCAUUUGACUGCGAUUACGAAUUCUUGGUCCACACCUUCUUGGAACGUUGAACAGGCUACAUCAAGGACAAAGGCAGUCUCCCCUGAGUUACCCAGAUCGUUGGAGAAAGAAAGCGACUCAGCAAAGACUCCUGCCGACAUGCAGUCUGCCGUGAUUAAGGCUGAAAAUGCCUUCGCCGCCGGAGCGCCCGUGGGUCCGUCAAAUUCGGUUCGAUAUUCCGGGGUAGAAAUGCCCUCGGAAGCCUCGGGGAAUCGGAAUGUGCAGGCUGAUGGUGACGUUUCGUUGUCCCGAAUGAAACUCGAAAGACUGAACCAUAGUGAACCACUUCUCUCUAUUCCUCGAGGGGGGUCUAGCCCUCAAGGCCCAAGAGAGUUGACACCAGAAGCAAGAACAGGAGAUCAAGAGGAACAACACGAUCACGAGAAGGACAAUGUGGAAGCAGGAGCUUCUUCGGACGAUGGAACAGGGUCGCCGAGAACAGCAUUGGACCCCAAGACAGAGAAGAAGAAGAUGAAAAGAUUCCGACUCACACAUAAUCAAACCCGCUUCUUGAUGAGUGAGUUCACUCGUCAAGCACACCCCGACGCUGCGCACCGAGAACGAUUGUCUAGAGAGAUACCUGGGUUGACACCGCGGCAAGUUCAGGUUUGGUUUCAGAACAGACGAGCUAAGCUCAAGCGGCUUACUAGCAAUGAUCGGGAGCGGAUGUUGAAAUCUAGGGCACUGCCGGAAGAUUUUGAUACUACUCAAGUGCUAAGGACUCCUUUCGACAACAAGACUGCGUCAGAAACACCGAUGCUCCUGACGGACGGACUACAACGGCUCAAUGACGACGACUAUGUGAUCUCCCCACUAAGCUCAGCCUCGACAACAACAGGGAGUGGCUUCCCCUCUACUGCUGCUGAUCGGAAUUUGGAGGGCUAUAUGCCAAAUGGCACAUUAGCAAGUCGGGCUGCGCCAACACCUGUACCCGAUCUACAGAGGCACAACCGUAGUGCCUUCCCAUUCUCAAGAUCCAGCAGUUUUUCCGAGCCGUCCUUCAACCCAAGCCUGCACUUUCCCGGCCGAUAUUCUCGACCAGGAGAGCCGGUCAGCCACCCUGGUAUGCCAUACGGUCGGCGACCAGUGGAUUACGGGAUCAACCGGCCAAGUAAUAGUAUGGUUGUUGGAUACGAUGGCCAUCGGCAGUUGGAAGGUUCCGUCUCACCAACCGGACAAACGGAUCAACCGAUUGCAUAUGGUAUGGACGGUCAUAGUCAGCAAUUACAUAACUACCAACAUUCGCUCACGAUGCCUACCUCGAAAGCAUUUGGCGGGCUCGACUUGAACUCCCAUAUGCAACCGCACGGAAGACACAUGCCUGCACUGCAGUCGAUACCGGUUUCAGAAGCGUCAGACUAUCGACACUAUUCAUACAGUCACCAUCCAUAUAGCAUGAGCACUGCUAUGCCAUACACCCAAGCCAAUGCAUCCAGUAUGAGCCUUCCUGCAUCGUUUCCCUCCGACACAGGUAGUGCGUCACAUGGAUCUGUUGGCGGCUCCACUGAAGACCGAAUCAAUAAUCCGCCGCAAGUCUUGGACCCCUUGAGAACCAAAUUUAGCAACCAACCAUUCGAGUACUCCAACUAUCUCUAACGCCAGAGCCUAUUGACGGCAGUUUUACUCCCUACUCUACUCCUGCUGGUCUUGACUUACUUUUAAUCAGUCCCUCACCCCUGGUUUAUAUCAUCUUCCUGGGCGGUUAAUGUUUUUUAUUCUUUUUUAUUUUUUAUCUGUCGCUAAUAUUGUGUGCUACUUGGCGUUUGAGUCUUCAUUCCAGUAUAUAUUCACUUAAUCAUCGUCUAGGCCUUUUAUUGAUGUUGUGUUUAUAAGGAGGGGGAAAAUUUCUGUUUGCAUAGGACUC